Messenger RNA from Linum tenue, 1102 nucleotides. The record is from the annotation of a GenBank genome assembly. NCBI's taxonomy places the organism in Eukaryota, Viridiplantae, Streptophyta, Magnoliopsida, Malpighiales, Linaceae.
GUCACAGCCAGCCCACAGGAAUGCAUUUUACAACUGGACAACAUUUUGCAUCAAUCUGUGUCAGGAACAUGGUAACUGUCCAUAGCUAAUUGCAAAAAAGAUUCCUCUUCCGUAUAUCUUCCUGAUCAUUCCCCCCCUUACUUUUCCCCAAUUUUUAAUGUUACCAUUAACAAAAUACUAAUUCGUCUACAUACUUUUUUUUAAUAAAAAAUGCUUUGCUCCUAUGCUUCUCAGUUCUCACAACCUCUAUAAAUAGCUCUCUCAACACUCUUGCUCAUCUCAUCACACUCUCAAUUUCCAUACAUUCCUCUGCCUUUUCUGUUUCUCCAUCUCCAAACCUUCUUCGACAGAGCUAGCAGCCCUUCUCCCUAUUCCUAAAGAUGGCCAGCGUUGAGGUUGCAGCAGCAGCAUUGCCAGUAGAGACAGAGACAAAGGAAGUUGUCGCCCCCGCCCCUGACGCCGCAGCGGUGGAGGAGCCAGCUGCGCCUGCUGCAGUGGAAGAGCCAGCCGUUGUCGUCGCCGACGAAGCCAAAGAAGAGCCAGCAGCUGAAAGAGAGGAGCCUGCAGCCGCUGUGGUGGAAGAAGCCAAAGCGGAAGAGCCAGCCGCCGCUGAAGCUGAGGAGAUCGUCACAAAGGAAGUAGCUGUGGAAGAAGAAGAAGAAGAAGCCGCUCCUGCAGCCGAGACAGUUGAGGAGCCAGCCGCUGCUGUCGAGGAGGAGAAGCCUGCAGCAGAAGCUGUCGAGGAGCCAGCUGUUGCUGCCGCAGACGUCGUGGCAGAGGAACCCAAAACAGAGGCCGCCGCACCAGCGGCAGCUGUUGAGGAGAAGCCAGCAGGGGAAGAGGAAGAAGCCGUUGUGGAGAAAGCAGAGGAAUGAAGAAAUUAAUCAAGGAGUUUGGGAUCUAUCUAUCUUUCUAAAUGUUUCUUAUUGUUGCUUUUUUUCGACGUUAAUUAUUAUGAUGAUUCGUGGCGCCACGUGGGAUCAUAGGAUUGGGGGAUGUGGAAAUGGGUUUAUUUUGAUGUUUAUGUUGGGGAUGCUUUUGCAUUAGCUAUGAAAUUUACUAUAUUUCAAUAUGGUUUUGGUGGUAAUAUUUUGUUAAGUUA